AUGCCCGCCGCAUCCGGUGAUUCGUCAAAGCCUAGUUCCGCGCAGAGCUCAAAACCGUCGUCUAUCAAAUCCCACGACGGUUCCAGACAUUCUCCCGGUCUUAUUGCUCAAGAUUUCGAUUCCGCGAGCGAAUCUUCACACCUGAGGCCCCAUUCCGAAAGGUCCUCUGUCAAGGAACGCUUCACCCGCAUGUUUGCAAGUAAAGACCUUCCCAAACUGAACAACGGCAAUGGCGAACAUGCUGGGAGGCCUCGUGGCCCGUCCUUGAACGGCGCCUCAUCCCCUGCUUCGUCUCGCAAAGAUUCUUCUGAGCGUCUCUCUGAGAAGCCGCCGUCAAAUGCAUCCAAGGUUAUCCCCGGCAAGGACCUUGGCAGUCGCUUCGCUUGCAAUUCAGAAGUCCAGGGUGGCCACGAACAUCACUUGAAGUCAAGCCGACGUCAAGAAAAGCUCUCCGACAUGUGGAGAUCUCUACUAGGAAAGAAGCCAGAGGCUACUCCUGACAGCGACCUCUCACUGGUAUCCAACUGGGUGGACUCGCUGCGCCAAGAAAAGGAAGAGGCGGGAGACCGCAAAGGAGGACCCAAUGUGUCUUCGACCCUUGUCGAGAAGUACGGCAAAUGCCAGGAAGUAGUUGGACGAGGAGCCUUUGGUAUCGUUCGAAUCUCCCACAAGAAGCUUGGAGGCAGCGAAAAGCUCUUUGCCGUCAAGGAGUUCCGCCGACGACCCGAAGAAACCGAAAAAAAGUACAGCAAGCGCCUGACCGCCGAGUUCUGUAUAUCUUCGUCUCUGCGCCACCCCAACGUAAUUCACACACUGGACCUGCUGAAGGAUGCCAAGGGCGACUACUGCGAAGUUAUGGAGUUCUGUUCUGGCGGCGAUCUCUAUACUCUUAUUCUAUCAAGUGGCAAGCUCGAGGUUCAAGAGGCCGAUUGCUUCUUCAAGCAGAUGAUGAGAGGUGUAGAGUAUCUCCACGAAAUGGGCGUCGCCCACAGAGACCUCAAGCCAGAGAACCUUCUCCUGACCACAAGGGGUGCCCUCAAAAUCACGGAUUUCGGCAACGGCGAAUGCUUCCGGAUGGCUUGGGAAACAGAUGCUCACAUGGUAUCUGGACUAUGUGGCUCGGCCCCAUACAUCUCCCCAGAGGAGUACACGGACAAAGAAUUCGAUGCUCGCGCCGUCGACGUGUGGGCUUGUGGUGUGAUUUACAUGGCCAUGCGGACCGGCCGUCAUCUCUGGCGAGUAGCCAAGAAGGACGAGGAUGAAUUCUACGCUCGAUAUCUCGAGGGCCGGCGUGACGAAGAGGGCUAUGGCCCCAUUGAGUCGCUACAUCGAGCAAGAUGCCGCAACGUUAUAUACUCAGUUCUGGAUCCCCAUCCCACCCGCCGCUUAACAGCUGCUCAGGUUCUCAAAUCGGAGUGGGUUCGCGAAAUCAAACUAUGCAAGGCUGGAGAGGAGGGUCUAUAA
Molecule: messenger RNA, 1464 nt
Organism: Metarhizium brunneum ARSEF 3297
Lineage: Eukaryota; Fungi; Ascomycota; Sordariomycetes; Hypocreales; Clavicipitaceae
Gene: hal4
Product: Serine/threonine-protein kinase
Biological process (GO): intracellular signal transduction; protein phosphorylation; intracellular monoatomic cation homeostasis
Cellular component (GO): cytosol
Molecular function (GO): protein serine/threonine kinase activity; ATP binding
Source: RefSeq, a predicted model, not a curated record